Molecule: messenger RNA, 925 nt
Organism: Nematostella vectensis (starlet sea anemone)
Lineage: Eukaryota; Metazoa; Cnidaria; Anthozoa; Actiniaria; Edwardsiidae
Product: ubiquitin-conjugating enzyme E2 C
Exons: 7
Coding region: 113-568 (151 amino acids)
Source: RefSeq, a predicted model, not a curated record
GUUACGGAAUUUGAAAUCGUAACCUUUUCGAAUCUUCGAUCAUUCUCACAAGGCAAGAGGCGAGUUUUGCAGGCAAAAGUCGAGUCUUCUACUUGACUUGAAGCAUUCCACGAUGAGUAUUUUAAAAAGAUUGAACCAAGAUCUCAUGGAUUUAAUGAUGACGAAUGAGAAAACAGUCUCCGCUUUUCCGAUAAAUGACACAAUGGUCGAGUGGAAUGCAACGAUAACAGGCGUAAAAGAUACGCUGUAUGAUGGUCUGAAGUACAAGCUGACGAUAAGCUUCCCCAAGGAGUACCCGUACCAGGCGCCUAAGGUCAAAUUCACUACCCCCUGCUUCCACCCCAAUGUUGACCAACAAGGAAACAUUUGCCUGGACAUUCUCAAGGAAAAGUGGGCCCCUUCUUACAAUGUUAGAACGCUUCUCCUUUCCAUACAGAGCUUGUUAGAAGAUCCAAACUUGGAAAGCCCACUCAAUGCCCAGGCUGCAGAAUUGUGGUUGAGACCCCAAGAUUACAAAAGGACAUUGGAUGAGAAAUAUGAGAAGGAAGUAUUAAUGCCUGGAAAAUAGUAGGAAAUAUAACUUAUUAAGCUCUGUCACAAAGCCAAAUGUACUAUAUAAUAAUAUAGAGCUUUACAAAAAUUGUUACUUACUGUAACUCUUUGAGUUUAUGGAAUGUGUAUAUAGAAAUUUGUUCUUUUGGCCAUAGGCUCCUCGAAUUACUGAUGCUAAUAUAAUGUAAGAUCAUGUACCUCCACCUGGCAAAAUGUGCUCAACUACACUCACCACAUUUUGUUGAUCAGAGCUUACCCUCCUGUUUCAUUAGAAAAUCUACUCGGAUUAGUUGAGGAAGUUUGAGUAAUUUUUUCGUUAUUUUAUUGUACAUAUUAUUAUUCUAAUGAUAUAUUAAAAGUUUUAUUAGAUGGA